AUUUUAACCAGAUGCCCCGCAAUAAAUAACCGAGCGUUUACAUCACCAAUUGUCCCCUGACAUUAGCAUUUUAAAGUGGCGGGGGCUGAUCCUCCAAACUUGAAGCGCAUAAUCUACCCCAGGUUUUGCAUCUUCGGAAUGGAUUACCUGACAUGGGUAGAUAUUCUGGAUCCUACUAAGUUUAACGGAAGUCGUACGGUUCCUCGGGGAGGUGUCACGGUGCAGAAAAAUAAUGGCAAACAAGCAGAGGCCGUAGGGAUUCCUGACUGUAGCAUCGUGGAGGGGCAGAGUCCUCCUGAAUCCACCGCAGAUCAGCUUCGCGUUACUGAGGAGCCGAGGUGCAAGACGAGGCGCAUCCGGACAGCCUUCUCGCUGGAGCAGCUGCGUGUGCUGGAGCAUAGCUUCCGGGCCAGCCAUUACCUGUCCGUCUUUGAGCGCUACGGCAUCGCCACCGCGCUCCAGCUGUCCGAGACGCAGGUGAAGAUCUGGUUCCAGAAUCGGCGCACCAAGUGGAAAAAGGAAAAUAAGGACAAUGUGGCCGAUGACCAAGAGAGAGCCGUAUCCUACUAUGGCCUACCGCACACGGACCCCGCGAGUUCACAUGGCCCGCCCACGCCUUAUUACCACACGGUCCCCAUGUGCUCGCAGCCGGCUCUGAUGCCUUCGACUCAUCACCAUCAUCAUCUUCGUCAUGUAUUUUAAAAUGAUUGAGACUUGCUGUGUUGCAUUCCUGGUUCACUAUUACCUAAAUCAGAAAGCAGGAGAUUUGAAUGCGUCCAUUGCAAAAUGUUAGAAGCGAAAACGUGUAAGUAAAUUAUUUUAAGGUGCUAAACUGUUAAACUAAUCAUGUUUUUCCCCUUUGGGUAAAUUCUUGAGAUUUUGUAUAAAAUGUUAAUAUAAAUAUAUGACUAAUAAUUGUGUUAUUUAAAACGGUUUAUUUCUAGGCCUACCUCUGAUACUUGACUAUUUCCUUGAAUAUGUUAUAUAACUUUUAAUUUGUGGAUUUUGCAAAAAAAAAAAAAAAUGAAUACAAAGCAUUCUGCGAACGACUUCUCAAAAAAGUAAUACUUUAAAAAGAUAUUUUUGUAUUGAGCUCUUGUGUGUGUGUGUGUGUGUGUGUGUGUUUUUGAUUAACUGAAAUUAUUUUAUUAAAUAAAUGUCCCAAAAAUAUA
Molecule: messenger RNA, 1172 nt
Organism: Paramormyrops kingsleyae
Lineage: Eukaryota; Metazoa; Chordata; Actinopteri; Osteoglossiformes; Mormyridae
Gene: pnx
Product: posterior neuron-specific homeobox
Biological process (GO): regulation of DNA-templated transcription
Molecular function (GO): DNA-binding transcription factor activity, RNA polymerase II-specific; DNA binding
Source: RefSeq, a predicted model, not a curated record